ACAAGAUGGCUGCUAUAGUGAUUCCAGCUGCCAGAAGGCACACUUCAUCCGUCAUUGUCAUGCAUGGCUUAGGUGACAGUGGCUCGGGAUGGUCUUUCUUAGCCGACAUGUGGAAGGGCAAGUUCGAUGAAACAUCAUUCAUCUUCCCGAACGCACCUGAAAUCCCUAUUUCCGUGAACAUGGGGAUGAGAAUGCCCGGUUGGUACGACAUUAUGUCUUUCGAUGAUAUCCAGCAACACGAGGACGAGGCUGGCAUCACCCGUUCUCAAGCAUACAUCCACUCUCUGAUCGCCAAAGAGAUCGAGAAGGGCAUUCCUUCUGAGCGUAUCGUCCUCGGUGGUUUCUCUCAGGGUGGUGCUAUGAGUAUCAUGUCUGGUGUCACUGCCCCUUCGCGCCUGGGAGGUGUCUUCGGCCUCAGCUGCUACCUUCUGCUUCGUGGCAAGAUCAGAGACAUGAUCCCCAGCGAGAAUCCCAACAAGCAAACACCUAUCUUCAUGGGUCACGGUGAUGCUGAUCCUGUCGUUCGCUACCAAUGGGGCCAGGCCACUGCUCAGACUCUUCAAGAAUGGGGUUGGAAUGUCGAUUUCAAGACAUACAAAGGUCUCCCUCAUUCAGCCGCUCCCCAGGAGAUCAACGACCUGGAACGCUAUAUCAAGGCGAGAGUUCCUGACCUCGGCGACAAGCCUCUUCCUUCCAAAGCCUGACUACAGCAAGAUGUACAAUCUGCCGAGGUUAGUAAGAUCUGGUUGGUCAUUCCGAUCUUGGUCUGCUUGCUCUUCUUCCGGAGAUGGUGCGGAAGGCGUAAAGAUGAAGUCAAGACGGUUUAGACGAAUUACAUGAGUUGGCCCCAGAAUCUCGCAUGUCAAGCUUUUUCACGCACGCUACUGUACAAAGGUGUGUUACUCCUGAGAUAAGUGAUGGCCGUUCUCAAAGGUUGCAGUCUCGUCGACUCAUCUUUGAUCCUUCUCCAACUCAGGAGUCAAUUGCGUCUUUCUAUAGCUUUUUGUCGCUUCGUCUUGCCUUCGAAAAACGACAGUCGUAUAUGUUCUGAGCACAGUGAUAGAUGCCGUUAGAUCACAUACUCGUAUCGAGUUAUCUCGUGUAUAAGGAUCACUCGAAACACACCCGAACUCGGCCGCGCGGUGAUUGAUCAGGACCCUUAGAAAAGGCGAGAGAGGCAAA
Aureobasidium subglaciale EXF-2481 is the source of this 1182-nucleotide messenger RNA. RefSeq lists its product as uncharacterized. Lineage: Eukaryota; Fungi; Ascomycota; Dothideomycetes; Dothideales; Saccotheciaceae. Gene Ontology annotation, biological process: protein depalmitoylation. Bases 6 to 704 code for a protein of 232 amino acids. Gene Ontology annotation, molecular function: carboxylic ester hydrolase activity; palmitoyl-(protein) hydrolase activity. The transcript is spliced from 7 exons. Gene Ontology annotation, cellular component: cytoplasm. The record is from RefSeq and is a predicted model, not a curated record.